GGGAAGGAGGGAGAGGCACCAGCAAAGCUACAGGCGGGACUACAACACAGAGCAUCCUGGGAAGCCCACGGAGGAAAUGAUGCGUCAGUGCAGUGUAUGCUGGUUUGCUAGCUGCAAGGCCAGUCAGCCGCGGAAAGGUCCCGGGAAAAGGAAGAGCCGCUACAGCAUGACAGCGUUGUCAGAGUGAACUACCGCUCUGGCGGCUGGGGACUCGGAUCUCUUCUCAGGCAGCAGACAUUUCAAAGCUUUUGAGCACUGCAGUCCUAUGUGUGUUUUCUUGGAAGUAUUUCUGAUUUUAUUAAAUGAUCCUUCAGUCAGACAUUCCAUAGGAGGUGACUAUGACAGCUCUAUUCACAUCAAGAAUGGCUUUUAUGACAUGAAGGGAUAUCUCCAAAAAGUGUGAGGCAUAUAGAGUCUAGGAUUUUAAGGAUGGAUUACUGUCGGGCCUGCAUUUUUCUCUUUACCCUGAUAUUAUCUAGAGACGUCACUGCUGACACAGAGAAGAAAAAGACAGAUUCAGGAUUAGAAAUCUAUAAGAAGUUGUUUGAAGUGAAACGCAAAGACCAGAUGAAUGCACUGAAGAAUCUGAUUGAGCUCAAUGAUGUGAACCAGCAAUACAAGAUCAUAGACAUCAUGCUCAAGGGUCUUUUCAAAGUUCUUGAAGAUUCACGGGCAGUACUGAUAGCAGCAGAUGUUCCGCCAGAUGGGCCAUUCCCUCAGGAUGAGAAGCUGAAGGAUGCAUAUUCCCAUGUGGUAGAGAACACUGCUUUUUUUGGCGACGUGGUCCUGCGCUUUCCCAAAAUAGUGCACCAUUACUUUGAUCGCAACUCCAACUGGAACAAUCUAAUCCGCUGGGGGAUCAGUUUCUGCAAUCAGACAGGUGUAUUUGACCAAGGUCCUCAUUCACAAGUACUUGGACUGAUGGCUCAAGAGCUGGGAAUUAGCGAGAGAUCCCCAGACUACCGGAAUCCCUUUAAAACAGACAAUUCUGAAUUUUUCCCCACUGCAGACACGUUCCAGAAGGCUCUUCGGGAGGAGGAGAAGCGAAGGAAGAAAGAGGAGAAGCGGAAGGAAAUCCGCAAGGGGCCUCGCAUCUCACGUUCACAGUCCGAGUUGUAAUGCGGCUGCCACCCUCCCUGUCACUGUGACUUGUGCUGGUGGGAGCUGAAGCAGCUGGAAAGGAACAUCCCGCUCCCUUGGUGACCUCAGGAAAAUGCUAGGAUGUCGAUGUUCCAUCUGUUCGGUUUUGGAGGUUUAUUUUCUUUUUUCAAUGGGACCUUGGCAACUACUGGAUUGAGCCAUGGGAAUCACUGCAAUCAUGGUCUUUAAGCACAUCUUUCCUUGUGUGAAGACUUUUCUGAGUCCCUGGAAUGUAUAGAGUUUCUCGGAGACGAUUCUUUGUGUCUCUGUGUAUUUUUGUUUCCUGUGGCUUAGCUACUUUACAAUGCGAAGAGUGCUUUGGGGUCGAGGGAGGAAAAAAAAAUCUCUAGCAAGGGUUUUUUCCCCCUUUAUUUGAAGGAGCGCUCCUCUUGGUUGUUUUCUUCUUGUCAAAGUUUUCUUCAUUCCAGGAGGCUAUUAAAUCAUUGAAGGCCAUGCACACUGAGGGAGCACCUGCAUUCAGGCAAGGGAGUAUAACACUGAGGUAUAGCAGUUUCAGUCUGUGGACCUCUUUGAGCUGACUUUGUAAGCACUGGCUCUUGAUGCAGCUGCUAAUAGUCAAAACUUGUCACAAACAUUGUUAUCUCCAUGGCACAGUGAGAGGUUUACUGAAAAGGACACAGAAGGAUUUUUCAUUUCACUCAUGGAGAAGGGAGCUCAUUUGUUCUCUAGAUGAGGCACUAAAAGAGCCAGAGAGUAUUAGUUAUGUAAAUUUUCAUGUACAUUCUUUCGGCGACUGUUGCUCACUGACUAAGGAAUGAAACUGCUGUGUCUGUGAUGGCUGCUUUUUGCUUUCCAGUAGAUUGCCUUCCUUCACUUUAUGGUAACUUUGAUAUUUGGGUAGUGACCUUUGUUUUGAAAUAUCAAGAUGUGAUACCAAUUUGCCAUGGCUGUAACGCUGAGGGAAAGCAGAAUUUGACAGUGUGAUUUUGUUCUCAUUUCUUUCUCCUCUUACUGUUAGAUUAAGACACCUACCAGUUGUGUGUUCAUCAUGUAAGGAAGGGCAUCUUUUUCCUAGUCUACUGCCUUAUUGCUCCAGGAACAAGCUGCCUUUUCCUUGAACUUUUCAAGCAUUCCACAGAGGCUUGUACCUGGAGCUAAGUUCAUUUCAAAUUCCAACUCUGCCAUUGAUUUUAUAGUACAGAUCAGCUGUCCUUGGCUGAAUUGUGGAUUCACAAAUUGAUUCGCACACAGGCACACUGUGGAUAUGUGCCCUAAGACUACUAUGAUGUUUGGCACAAUGGAUAGAUUUUGUUCCAGUCUGGGAUUGAUUCACACCAGCAGAACUUUCUGAAUUCAGAUAACAAGUAUUGUACUUUCCCUAGCUCCAAUGGCCCCUCACUGUCAGGAAUAGCACUAGAAUUUGGUAUACCUGUUGCAUCUGUCAAAGCUGGUUUGGGAUCUAGAUUUCCUUUUCAGCCCAUGACUGAAUUGCACUACUCUAAAAUGUAGCUUGCUCUUGCCAUAGGAAGAUUAUUCUAUGGGGAAGGAAGGUUUCUUCCAGGGGACAUUGCAGUUUGCAGAGAUGGAGAUGACUUUUAUUUUCUAAACAGAGAGCCAGUUAUGCUUGAUUUCUUUUUGGAUAUGUAUCUAAACUGGAAAUUGACUUUGUUUUUCUUGAAUAAAACUGAAAGUUUUGAAAAAAAA
Molecule: messenger RNA, 2805 nt
Organism: Varanus komodoensis (Komodo dragon)
Lineage: Eukaryota; Metazoa; Chordata; Lepidosauria; Squamata; Varanidae
Gene: CCDC134
Product: coiled-coil domain containing 134
Exons: 9
Coding region: 430-1119 (229 amino acids)
Source: RefSeq, a predicted model, not a curated record